Messenger RNA from Fusarium venenatum, 213 nucleotides. Lineage: Eukaryota; Fungi; Ascomycota; Sordariomycetes; Hypocreales; Nectriaceae. The record is from RefSeq and is a predicted model, not a curated record.
AUGUGGACCAAGCUAGUCCAAGCUUUUCUUCAACUUCAACUUUCGAUUCAUCGCCAAGCUCUGCUCGCACUCGGUUCAGGGGCCAAGAUUCCGGCGUCUGAUGCAGCAGAUGGAAACGGCCGGACUGCAGAAGAGUUCAUGCCACCCCCAGGAUCGGCUCUCAAGGGAGGAAGCUGGCAGUUAGAGACAUCGAUCAUGUUGUCGACGAGCUGA